ACCUGGUCAUUAACACAAGUUAUACGCGGUUUGCAAUUGGCCUGGUGGGGUACUUUGUUAGCCUUUAAAAAUCGUCAUUUACACAAACAUACAUAUGUUAAAACAACUUUCAUUUUAGUCAUAUUCAGUAUAAUAUUAUAUUUACUCACCUCAACUUUAUUUCUGAUUCCACUUAAGCUAAUUCAACUUCUCGUUUACUUAUUUUCUUUUAUAUUUCGGUAUGAUCAUAGUUUAUAUACUGAAAAUUAUAAUGCUUGGAUAACGAAUUAUGUAUUCAAUUUACCAUUUCUGGGAUUGAUGUUUAUGAGAUACAUAUAUCCACAACCAUUAGACUCUUUAUUUGUAGAAUCACUUCAUCACGUAGAUUUAACAUAUAUUAAAAAACAUGAAGGGGAACAAUCUUUACGACCACCAUAUGCACCAGCAUUAGAAAGAUAUCCUUAUGGAACAGAUUAUUGGAAUGAGAUGUUCCAAUAUUUAAAAAGAACAUGGAAUAAAAUUAAAAUAGCGACAAUAUUAUACUUUCUUUCAUUAUUACCAUUUGUUGGUAUGUUUGUAUAUCCGGUAGCAAGUGCUUAUGCUCUUGUUGAUUCUCUUGGACAUUUUCCUGCUAUAACAAUUGGCGUAUUUAUGUACGUUAUACCUGGCACAAAAAAUUUUACUAUGAUUUUCUUGGAAAGUUUGUAUUCUUCUAGAGCUAUGAUGAGAGAAUUACUAGAACCUUAUUUUGGUAGAGUUCAUUUUGACGCAAAAGUUAGAAGAAAAUGGUUUAGAGAAAGAGAAGGAAUUCUAUUUGGUUUCUCUAUUGGAUUUUAUCCUUUGGUUAGGUUACCAUUGCUUGGAAUGUUAUUCUACGGUGUUGCACAGUCAGCUACCGCUUUGAUAUUAGUAAAGACCACAGAACCACCACCUCCACCU
Messenger RNA from Rhizophagus irregularis DAOM 181602=DAOM 197198, 918 nucleotides. RefSeq lists its product as uncharacterized. Lineage: Eukaryota; Fungi; Glomeromycota; Glomeromycetes; Glomerales; Glomeraceae. The record is from RefSeq and is a predicted model, not a curated record.